Messenger RNA from Portunus trituberculatus (swimming crab), 1165 nucleotides. RefSeq lists its product as uncharacterized. The transcript has 4 exons. Lineage: Eukaryota; Metazoa; Arthropoda; Malacostraca; Decapoda; Portunidae. The record is from RefSeq and is a predicted model, not a curated record. The coding region runs from base 1 to 1026 and encodes 341 amino acids.
AUGUUUCUAGCAAGAUCUGAGUAUACCGAUUGUUACAAAAAUGACCAAAAUCGUCGUAAAAGGGAAGCCUUUUACCAUUCGGGAUCUGUUGGACCAUUUGGUACGCUUGGCAGUGGAACUCAGUCUGCUGGCCCUGCCUUCAUUGGUGGGUCUGGCCAAUUCCUUGAAGAUGGUUCCCCUUCAUCUAGAGUAGAUGAUAAUAACAGGAACUUCCCCGGCGUGAUUGGUCCUGGAGUGGCUCUGGUCGGUUUGACUUCUAACGCGUUCUCUACAUUGGAUACCGUGCCUGGGCAGGUCGGUGCAGGCGUGAUCUCCCUGCCGCCUCAGCAAGGCCCAGCUUUCACUGGGCAAGGUGGGAUCAUAUCAGUCCCAUCUCGACAAGGUCCAGCGUUCAUCGGCAGUCAAGGAGGCGUCAUCCCUCUGCCGUCACAGCAAGGGCCAGCAUUCAUCGGCGGACAAGGCGGCUCCUUCGUUGGCGGACAGGUGUUUGGUCAAGCCAGUGCGCCCGGCGCUAUUUUCCAGCAAGGUGGUGCUCAGGCGGGCGGCAUUCAGGCAGCUGGGUUCGGGUUUUCAUCUCGCGUCAUUCAGCAAGAAGCAACGCCCACGGUUACCAGAACUUUUACCGUUGACGCCUUCGAGACUCUAACUGACCUGGUCUUGCACAGCGUGGCAGUCACCAGGACGCAGUUCUCUAUCGUCACUGUGACCAGAGCGACUACAGUCAUUGUGGCUACGCCCGUGAACCACGGCCUCGCGCUUACCACGUCUGUCGUGGUUAGUCCUGCUUAUGUCACCGUCACGGAUACUAAGUCUGACUUCAGGGUUGUUGUGAGGACGUCAGUGAGCCAUGUCACCUUAACCCACACUUCUUAUGACAUUACGCACGUCCCCUUCACGCUCACCUCUACAGAAAUCGUGACGAUGACCUCUCCAGUCGUCAGAACGGUUAUCAGCACGUCCGUGGAGGCCGUCACGAACUACCACACUGCAACAAACGCUGUGUAUGUCCAUGGAGGUUACCAUUAAUUUAUUAUGUUCCAUUGAGUCAAUAUAUAUUGAUAACUUUAUCAAACGUAUAAUGUAGACGAAGCAACGCUUGUAACGAUACCGUAAAAUAAUGCGAGUCCAUAUUUUGUAUUGGUAUAAUAAAACGAUGGGAAGUCAC